Molecule: messenger RNA, 1709 nt
Organism: Erinaceus europaeus (western European hedgehog)
Lineage: Eukaryota; Metazoa; Chordata; Mammalia; Eulipotyphla; Erinaceidae
Gene: ITM2B
Product: integral membrane protein 2B
Exons: 6
Coding region: 209-1009 (266 amino acids)
Biological process (GO): negative regulation of amyloid precursor protein biosynthetic process
Cellular component (GO): Golgi apparatus; plasma membrane; extracellular exosome
Molecular function (GO): amyloid-beta binding
Source: RefSeq, a predicted model, not a curated record
GCGUGGCCUUCGCCCUCACCCCGGAGCUGGCUGGUUGCAGAACUGGAGCUGCAGUCGCCGCCUCAGCCUGUGCGAGACCGUACAGUUCCCCGCUGCCCCAGCUGAGCCUGGCCGGGACCCCGGCCGAGGAGGCUGCUGCCGUCUCUCGGAGCCCACCACUCGCUCCUCAAACCCUUCGCCGCCCACCUCGGGCACCCCAGGCUGCACCAUGGUGAAGGUUACGUUCAAUUCGGCUCUGGCCCAGAAGGAGACUAAGAAGGAUGACCCCAAGAGCGGCGAGGAGGCGCUCAUCAUCCCUCCGGACGCCGUGGCUGUGGACUGCAAGGAUCCAGAUGAAGUGGUCCCAAUUGGCCAGAGAAGAGCUUGGUGUUGGUGUAUGUGCUUUGGACUAGCAUUUAUGCUUGCUGGUGUCAUCAUUGGAGGAGCAUACCUUUACAAAUAUUUCGCACUCCAACCCGAUGACGUGUACUACUGUGGAAUAAAAUACAUCAAGGAUGAUGUCCUCUUAAAUGAGCCUUCUGCAGAUGCCCCAGAUGCUCAGUACCAGACAAUUGAGGAAAAUAUUAAGAUCUUUGAGGAAGAUGAAGUUGAAUUCAUCAGUGUGCCUGUCCCAGAGUUUGCAGAUAGUGAUCCUGCUAACAUUGUUCAUGACUUUAACAAGAAACUCACAGCCUAUUUAGAUCUGAACCUGGAUAAGUGCUAUGUGAUUCCUCUGAACACUUCCAUUGUUAUGCCACCUAGAAACCUCCUGGAGUUGCUCAUUAACAUAAAGGCUGGAACCUAUUUGCCUCAGUCAUAUCUGAUUCAUGAGCACAUGGUUAUCACUGAUCGUAUUGAAAACAUUGACCACCUGGGUUUCUUUAUUUAUCGACUGUGCCAUGACAAGGAAACUUACAGACUGCAACGCAGAGACACUAUCAGAGGUCUUCAGAAACGUGAAGUCAGUGAUUGUGUUACAAUUCGGCAUUUUGAAAACAAAUUUGCCGUCGAAACUUUAAUUUGUUCUUGAACAGUCAAGAAAUACCUUAUGGAGAAAAAAAAAAUUAAUACCAUAGCAUAACUCCACCCUUUGUAUUUUGUGCAGUGAUUUUUUAAAAUUUUCUUUCAUGUAAGUAGCAAACAGGGCUUUACUAUCUUUUCAUCUCAUUAAUUCAAUUAAAACCAUUACCUUUUAAAAAUCUUUUCUUCUUUCCAAGUGUGGUGUCUUUUAUCUUUGAAUUAGUAGUUGUAUGAAGCCAUAGAUAAUAGUACACUUCACCCUAGAUCUUAGGUGUUAGGGGAACUUUAAAUUUCUUUAAAUCACUUAUCCACAUUUUUGUUUGCUUUAUGCAUUUUCAAGAUGAGGGGUUAUCAAAGAAUAAUCAUAUAUAUGCAUACCUAAAAAUGGACCACAGUGACUUACUGUAGUUAUAGUUGCCCUGCUGCUUAGUUUGAUAGAGCAUCUGAGCACAUACUUUAAUUUAGUUCCAAUUAAAAUGUGCAGUAUUUUCAGUGUCAUAUUUUACUAUUUAGAGUAUGAUUUCCACUUUGAUGUUUUAAUAUCCUAGCACCUGCUGUAAUGAUAUUUUAGAAGAUGUUUGGAAUUUAAGAAAUAACUUGUGUUACUAAUUUGUAUAAUCCAUAUCUGUGCAAUGGAAUAUAAAUAUCACAAUGUUCUUUGACUAAAGACUGUGUGUUGUUUUUCCAGUAUAAUAAAACCAAAGAGUUAA